AUGGCCUCCAUACUUCCUGCCCAGCGGUCGACAGUCCAAUGCCUCCAGCGCAGCUUUACUUCUCCGGCCUCGUUUAACAGCAUGCUACGAACAUCUGUCUCACAGUCGAGAAGCUCGCUAUUAUAUUCAUUCCCCACUACUUCUUCCCGCACAAUCGUCACACGCAUUGCUCGGCCGUUCACUGCUCCCAAAUCUACACGCAGCCAAGGCAGCUUGCAGCCUCAGCAGUCCGCUCCCGUAGAACAAGCCGAUCCUCUUCCACUCACUAAUCUACCAUAUUUCAUCCGUCGAACCCCUUCGAACCAACUGCCCAUUUAUCUCGUUACGAAAGCAGGCGGAACAAAGCAAGAGACUCGAGUCCGUAAGACGGAAGGAGACCUUAAUGCUCUUCGCGACGAUUUGGUGAAAUACCUUGGUCUCGAAGCUAAGCCGUCAGAUGUAUAUAUCAACCAGACAAACGGACACAUUACAAUAAAGGGAUGGCGAAAGCCAGAAGUUAUGCAAUUCCUACUUGAUCGACGAUUCUGA
This is a messenger RNA of Nannizzia gypsea CBS 118893, 528 nucleotides long. RefSeq lists its product as hypothetical. Gene Ontology annotation, cellular component: mitochondrial large ribosomal subunit; ribosome. Gene Ontology annotation, biological process: translation. NCBI's taxonomy places the organism in Eukaryota, Fungi, Ascomycota, Eurotiomycetes, Onygenales, Arthrodermataceae. The transcript has 3 exons. Gene Ontology annotation, molecular function: structural constituent of ribosome. The record is from RefSeq and is a predicted model, not a curated record. Bases 1 to 528 code for a protein of 175 amino acids.